Sclerotinia sclerotiorum 1980 UF-70 is the source of this 93-nucleotide messenger RNA. RefSeq lists its product with no specific name. The transcript has 2 exons. The record is from RefSeq and is a predicted model, not a curated record. Lineage: Eukaryota; Fungi; Ascomycota; Leotiomycetes; Helotiales; Sclerotiniaceae. The coding region runs from base 1 to 93 and encodes 30 amino acids.
AUGCUCAUUUGUGCCAUCGCCCAUAUCCCCGGAUCAUAUGUCUCUGAUGAAAAGACAUAUGAGCUUUACCCGGCUAUGGUUAGGGGAUCAUGA